GUCCAUUUCUGAGUCUUUCCUGUUCCGCCCUUUUUCGUGGUCACUUUCUUUUCUUCGUUUUGUUCCGUUUCAGCACAAUCUCAAUCCACCCUUUUGUAAACAUCAUCCUCCCGUCAAGACAGCGGUCUCCAUUGUUGCACGUUGGCUGUCAUCGAAGUUCACUCAUGCAGCAGCAACCACAACCGCACACGCUGCACAGCCGUCUCGGUGGGCAUGCUGCAGAUCGCCACAACCCCGUCGCACGCUGGUGGGCUGGGCGUCGCAGCAGUCCCAGAUUCAGUGUGGCUUGUGGUCACCAGCAGCAGCAGCACGAGACACGACCGAGCGCCUCGAUAUCGCCGUCAUCGCCAUCAUCACCAUCACUAUCAUCACUAUCGUCACUAGCAUCACCAUCAGUGGUAGUAGGACUGAAGACUCGUCCGAUGAUUGCCGCGUUCGCCGUCGCAGAGUCAGUCGAUCCACAUCGGUGGCUGGGCAAUGGCAAUGGAAGCGAUGGAGGCAAUGGAAGCGACAGCACGGAGGUGCCCAUCGCGGGACCAGGCAACGCGGUGGUCGCGCCACCCCGAGCCCGUGCCUCAGCCACAGCCACUUCCUCGGUAACAGGAGCAACUGCAGGUGCAGCAGGGCGAUCCGACGCGGGAGCCUCGAGCGCGUCCCCUGCGCGCACUGCGGCGCAUAUUCUGUCGGGCGCGGGCAGCGGUGCAGUCGCAGCCCUUGUCACAACGCCGCUCGACGUCAUCAAGACUCGCAUGCAGGUCUCAUCGCAAACAAGAGGGUUGAGAGCAACCUUCCUCCAGAUUGUGCGAACAGAAGGAGCGCUCAAAUUGUACAGCGGGUUGUCGCCAACCUUGAUGGGGCUGCUGCCUAACUGGGCAAUCUAUUUCACGACAUAUGAAACGCUCAAGCAUCCCGUGGCCAACAUGCUGGGAACGUCGGUACUCUCGCCGAUGGUGCAUGCGUCUAGUGCCAUGCUCGCUGGAGCCUCCUGCGCGCUGGCAACGAAUCCAUUGUGGGUUGUUAAAACACGGAUGAUGACACAAAACUCUGCCUCCCAUCACCAAUACAACGGCUUGCUACAUGCCUUCCAAACGAUUGCCCGAACCGAAGGCGUUCGCGGCUUUUACAAGGGUCUGGUGCCGUCUUUGCUUGGUGUUGUACACGUUGGCAUCCAAUUCCCACUCUACGAACGGCUAAAAGGCUAUUUUCUUGCGCAAAAUCCCGAUCACCCGCUCGGUCCUGUGCAGCUCAUGACCUCGGCUGCUUUAUCGAAAAUUGUCGCUAGUGUCAUUUGGUAUCCACACGAGGUUGUGCGCGCACGGUUACAAAACCAAUCGCAAUCCCCGCCAAAGUACCACGGCGUGAUUCACACCGUUCGGCUGACAGUCCAAGAGUCGGGUGUUCGGGCGCUUUACGCUGGGCUGUUUACCAAUCUGCUUCGAGUGGUGCCUGCCGGUGCCAUCACGUUCACCACCUACGAAAUGUUCAAUCGGAUGCUUUUGCAGGUCUUGGAAGGGUCUCCAUGACGAUUCUUGCUGCGUGAGCG
Molecule: messenger RNA, 1543 nt
Organism: Capsaspora owczarzaki ATCC 30864
Lineage: Eukaryota; Filasterea; Ministeriida; Capsasporidae
Product: substrate carrier family protein
Exons: 7
Coding region: 165-1523 (452 amino acids)
Biological process (GO): NAD transmembrane transport
Molecular function (GO): NAD transmembrane transporter activity
Source: RefSeq, a predicted model, not a curated record